Molecule: messenger RNA, 12255 nt
Organism: Anolis sagrei ordinatus
Lineage: Eukaryota; Metazoa; Chordata; Lepidosauria; Squamata; Anolidae
Gene: CSMD2
Product: CUB and Sushi multiple domains 2
Source: RefSeq, a predicted model, not a curated record
GAAACCUCCUGCCUUGCUUUCUGUCUCUUCCCCAAGAGAUGGUUUUACGCAUCCAAGAAAGGGGGGAUUGAAAGAAGGAGAAGGAGAAGGCGCCAAGCCAAUCACCCAGCAGCAGCACCUCUCUUUCUCUCUCUCCAUCCCUCCUCUCUAUCUCUCCCCCUCUCCCCCCCCCCUCCUUUGCCAACCCAGCUUCCUCCUCCUCCUCUUUCUCCUCUUCCCUCCUCCCUUCUUCCUCCUCCUUUCCUUCCCUCCUCCAAGCAAAUCAACCCCUCGGUUCCUCUUUGACAUGCAACCCGCUUUCGGUUGGGACAAACCGGCAUGCCGCUGCAGCUUUAAACGGCAUUGGGGGAAAUUGGGGAUUUUUGCUCUCAUGACGGUGGAGGUGAGCUAUUGGAGCCGGAUUCUGCUGCUGUCGGUGGGGGUUUUGGCAUCCACAGCCGCCGCCCAGAACUGCAGUUACAUUUUUCAAGGUCCAAACGGGACGAUACAGAGCCCAGGAUUCCCGUACGGCUAUCCAAAUUAUGCAAACUGUACAUGGACAAUCACCACCAACGAGCAGAACCGAGUGCAGCUUGUAUUCCAGUCCUUUGCCCUCGAAGAAGAUUUCGAUGUGCUGUCAGUUUACGACGGAUUGCCCCAGCAGGAAAAUCUAAGAACAAGGUUAACGGGUUUCCAACUGCCUCCUCCCAUUGUCAGUACUGGAGUGGUGCUGUCAUUGUGGCUUGUCAGCGACUAUGCCGUCAGUGCGCAAGGAUUUCAAGCAAACUACGAAGUUCUUCCAAGCCACACUUGUGGAAAUCCAGGAAGGCUCCAAAAUGGGAUCCAGCAGGGGACGACCUUCAGCAUCGGGGACAAAGUGCGCUACAGCUGCAACCCAGGUUUUUUUCUGGAGGGACAUGCGCUGCUCACUUGCCACGCCAGCACCGAAAACACAGCCUCCUGGGACUUCCCUCUGCCCUUCUGUCGAGCUGACGAUGCCUGUGGAGGGACACUCCGAGGGCAGAGUGGGAUUAUCUCAACCCCCCAUUACCCUUUGGAGUACAGCAACAAUGCCGACUGCACAUGGACCAUUCUAGCAGAGCCUGGAGAUACCAUUGCUCUGGUGUUCCUGGAUUUCCAACUGGAGGAUGAAUAUGACUUCUUAGAGGUCACCGGAACAGAGGGGUCCUCCCUAUGGUUUACAGGAACGAACCUUCCCGCCCCUGUCAUCAGCAGCAAAAAUUGGCUUCGUCUUCACUUCAUGUCAGAUGGCAACCACAGGCAAAAGGGCUUUAGUGCACAGUACCAAGUUAAAAAACAAAUGGAAAUAAAGUCUAGAGGAGUGAAACUGAUGCCAAGUAAGGACACGAACCAGAAGACAUCUGUGUUAACGCAGGUUGGUGUGUCCCAGGGACAUAACAUGUGUCCGGACCCUGGGAUUCCAGAUCGAGGCAAACGGAUAGGCAACGAUUUCAGGCUAGGAUCCAGUGUCCAGUUCACCUGCAAUGAAGGCUACGAUUUGCAGGGCUCCAAGAGCAUCACCUGCAAGAAGCUGAGUGGUAUGAUUGCAGCCUGGAGCGACCAGAGGCCCGUCUGUAGAGCUAGAAUGUGUGAUAUAUACCUUCGAGGCCCCAGCGGUGUCAUUACAUCUCCCAACUACCCCGUCCAGUAUGAUAACAAUGCCUACUGUGUGUGGGUGAUAACAGCAGUCAACCCAGCCAAGGUCAUCAAGCUCAGCUUUGAAGAAUUUGACUUGGAGAGAGGAUAUGACACACUAACCGUGGGAGAUGGAGGUCAGGUUGGAGACCAGAAAACCGUGCUCUAUGUUUUAACAGGUACAACAGUCCCUGAUCUGAUUGUCAGCACCCAGCAUCAGAUGUGGCUUCUGUUCCAGACAGACAGUGUGAGGAACUUAUUGGGAUUCAAAGCAAACUAUGAAGAGAUCGACCAAGGGGGCUGCGGAGAUCCAGGGGUGCCAGCCUACGGCCGGAGAGAAGGCUCCACCUUUCGCCAUGGGGACUCGUUGACGUUUGAAUGCCAGCCUGCAUUUGAACUGAAAGGACAGAAAACAAUCACUUGCCAAAAGAGUAGCCAGUGGUCCUCUCUGAAACCAGUCUGUGUUUUUUCCUGCUUCUUCAACUUCACCACCCCGUCUGGGAUUGUGCUUUCCCCAAACUACCCUGAGGAAUAUGGUAGCAGCCUCCACUGCGUCUGGUUGAUCAUCGCAAAGCCCGAAAGCCGCAUCCACUUGGCCUUCAACGAUUUUGACGUGGAGCCUCAGUUUGACUUUUUGGCUGUAAAAGAUGGUGGAACGGCUGAAUCGCCUGUCUUGGGAACCUUCUCUGGGAGCCAGCUCCCUUCUUCUCUAACUAGCAGUGGACAUGUCACUAGACUGGAAUUCCAGACCGAUCAUUCUACUGAGAAACGAGGCUUCAAUAUUACCUUUACCACCUUCCGACACAAUGAGUGCCCCGAUCCAGGUGUGCCAGUCAACGGGAAGCGAUUUGGGGACAGUCUUCAGCUUGGGAGCUCCGUGUCCUUCUUAUGCGAUGAAGGUUUCAUUAGGACUCAUGGCUCGGAAACUGUCACCUGUGUCUUGAAAGAGGGCAACGUGGUCUGGGACAAUGCUGUUCUGAGAUGUGAAGCUCCGUGUGGCGGCCAUCUGACCUCUCCAAGUGGAAUGAUUCUGUCUCCAGGUUGGCCAGGCUUCUACAAGGAUUCUCUGAAUUGUGCCUGGGUCAUCGAAGCUCAGCCAGGAUACCCAAUCAAAAUUACUUUUGACAGAUUUAAAACAGAGGUGAAUUAUGACACACUGGAAGUGCGCGAUGGCAAGUCCUAUUCAUCGCCAUUGAUAGGGGUGUACGAUGGGACUCAGGUGCCCCAAUUCCUCAUUAGCACCAGCAAUUUCCUCUACCUCCUCUUCACCACCGACAAGAGCCACUCUGAUGUUGGCUUUCAGAUCCGCUAUGAAACGGUAAAACUCCAGUCCGACCACUGUUUGGACCCAGGGAUACCCGUCAAUGGCCUACGGCAUGGGGAUGAUUUCUACGUCGGUGCUUUGGUGACCUUCGGCUGUGACCCAGGAUAUACUUUGAGUGACAAUGAAGCCCUGGAAUGCGAACCCAAUUUUCAAUGGAGCAGACCCCUUCCCAGCUGUGAGGCGCUCUGCGGAGGCUACAUUCGUGGAUCCAGUGGUACCGUGCUCUCACCCGGCUUUCCUGAUUUCUACCCCAACAAUUUAAACUGCACAUGGAUCAUUGAAGCUUCUCACGGCAAAGGUGUCUUCUUCACCUUCCACACCUUUCAUCUGGAGAGCGGCCAUGACUACUUGUUGAUCACCGAGAACGGCAGCUUCAGCCAACCUCUGAAACAACUCACCGGCUCCCGCUUGCCUGCCCCUUUCAGUGCCGGCCUCUAUGGGAACUUCUCUGCUCAGAUCCGUUUCAUUUCCGACUUCUCCAUUUCAUACGAGGGCUUCAACAUCACCUUUUCAGAAUAUGACCUAGAACCUUGUGAUGAGCCCGAGGUGCCCACCUACAGCAUCCGCAAGGGCCUACAGUUUGGCGUGGGAGAUGUCUUGACCUUCUCAUGUUUCCCUGGGUAUCGGCUGGAGGGCGUCUCGCGCAUCACCUGCCUGGGAGGGAGACGGCGUGUGUGGAGUUCGCCUCUGCCAAGGUGUGUUGCUGAAUGUGGCUCUUCUGUAACCGGGACACAAGGAGUCCUCUUGUCCCCAAACUAUCCGCUCAACUACAACAACAAUCACGAAUGUAUCUACUCCAUCCAGACGCAGCCGGGAAAAGGAAUUCAGCUCAAAGCCAGGGCUUUCAACCUGGAGGCCGGGGAUGUCCUCAAGAUUUACGAUGGCAACAAUAACUCAGCCCGUCUCCUGGGCUCCUUCAGCCGAAAAGAGAUGCUGGGGAUCAGCGUCAACAGCACCUCCAGCACCAUGUGGCUUGACUUCAUCACUGAUGGCAACAACACAAGUCAAGGCUUUGAACUGCAGUUUUCUAGUUUUGAAUUGAUCAAGUGUGAAGAUCCUGGCGUCCCUGAGUUUGGCUACAAAGUCCAUGAUGAGGGACACUUUGCAGGAAGCUCAGUUUCCUUUAACUGUGACCCUGGCUAUACGCUGAGAGGAAGCCGAGUCCUCGCCUGCUUAACUGGGGAGCGUCGGGCUUGGGAUCAACCUCUCCCCAUCUGCGUAGCGGAAUGUGGGGGCAGUAUCAAAGGCGAAACCUCAGGAAGGAUCCUGUCUCCAGGGUAUCCCACACCCUAUGACCACAACCUCAAUUGUGUCUGGACAGUGGAGGCAGAGGCAGGCUGCACCAUUGGGCUCCAUUUCAUGGUUUUCCACACAGAAGAAUUCCAUGACGUUCUGCGGAUCUGGGAUGGCCCAGUUGAGAAGGGGAUUCUCCUGAAAGAAAUCAGCGGUUCCAUCUUGCCCAGUGACAUUCACAGCACCUUCAACUCAGUGGUCCUCCAGUUCAACACUGAUUUUUUCACCAGCAAACAGGGAUUUGCCAUUCAGUUUUCAGUGUCCACUGCCACCUCUUGCAACGACCCAGGGGUUCCACAGAAUGGGAGUCGGAGUGGUGGCAGCAAGGAGGCAGGUGACUCCAUCGUUUUCCAGUGCGACCCUGGUUAUGCCCUUCAAGGAGAAGCCAAGAUCAGCUGCGUGCAAAUUGAGAACCGUUUUUUCUGGCAGCCGGAUCCUCCGACCUGCAUAGCUCCUUGCGGUGGGAUCCUCACGGGACCUUCUGGGGUGAUCUUGUCACCAAACUACCCAGAACCUUACCCCCCAGGAAAGGAGUGUGACUGGAAGCUGACGGUCUCUCCCGAUUACGUUAUCGCCUUGGUGUUUCACAUUUUCAACCUGGAAGCAGGAUAUGACUUUUUGCACAUCUACGAUGGCCCCAGUUCUCUCAGCCCCCUGAUCGGGAGUUUCUAUGACACCCAGUUGCCUGAGCGGAUCGAGAGCAGCAGCAAUAACCUUUUCUUGGCCUUUCGGAGUGAUGCCUCAGUCAGCAAUACUGGAUUUGUGAUCCACUACACAGAGAAUCCCAGAGAAUCUUGCUUUGACCCAGGUCUGAUUAAGAAUGGUACCCGGGCAGGAACUGAGUUGAAACUUGGAUCAACUAUUACCUACUAUUGCGAUAGUGGCUACAUAAUUGAAGGGGCAUCCACCUUGACGUGCAUCAUGGGAGCUGAUGGGAAACCUGUGUGGAACAAACCACGGCCUGUGUGCACAGCACCGUGUGGAGGACAGUACACAGGAUCAGAUGGGGUCGUCCUGUCUCCAAACUACCCUCGGAAUUACACCAGUGGACAAGUGUGCCUCUAUUUCAUCAUGGUACCCAAAGACUAUGUGGUGUUUGGCCAGUUUGCCUUUUUCCAGACGGCUCUCCAUGACAUCAUUGAAGUCCAUGAUGGUCCUAACCAGCAUUCCCGCCUCCUUAGUUCUCUUUCUGGUUCUCACACUGGUGAGUCCUUGCCUCUGGCCACCACCAACCAAAUACUGAUCAAGUUUAGUGCCAAAGGUCAAGCCACUGCCAAAGGUUUCCAUUUUGUCUACCAAGCGGUCCCAAGAACCAGUGCCACGCAAUGCAGCUCUGUCCCGGAGCCCCGCUAUGGGAGACGGAUCGGCAGUGAUUUCUCCGUUGGGGCUGUGAUUCGCUUUGAGUGCAGCGCUGGCUAUGCCCUCCAAGGGUCCCGUAGCAUUGAGUGCCUGACGAUGCCUGGGGCUCUUGCCCAGUGGAACGCAUCUGUGCCUACUUGUGUUGUGCCCUGCGGGGGAAAUUUAACAGAGCGAAAAGGCACCAUUUUAUCCCCCGGAUUCCCCGAGCCCUACUUGAACAGCCUCAACUGUGUCUGGAAAAUUACUGUUCCUGAAGGCGCUGGCAUACAGAUUCAAGUGAUUAGUUUUGUCACAGAACAGAACUGGGAUUCGCUAGAAGUGUUUGAUGGUGGGGACAACACUGCAACCAUGCUGGGCAGCUUCUCAGGAACAACGGUCCCUGCAUUAUUGAACAGCACCUCCAACCAGCUCUAUUUGCACUUCUGCUCCGACAUCAGUGUCUCGGCUGCAGGAUUUCAUCUGGAGUAUAAAACCGUGGGCCUCUCCAGCUGCCCAGAGCCCACCAUUCCUAGCAAUGGCCUGAAGAUUGGGGAGAGAUACCUGGUGAACGAUGUGGUCUCCUUUCAGUGUGAGCCAGGAUACGCACUCCAGGGGCGUUCUCACAUUUCCUGCAUGCCAGGGACUGUCCGGCGAUGGAAUUAUCCUCCUCCACUAUGCAUCGCACAAUGUGGAGGGACCAUGGAAGAGAUGGAAGGGGUCAUUCUGAGUCCAGGCUUCCCGGGAAACUACCCCAGUAACAGCGACUGUACAUGGAGGAUAUCCUUUCCUGUGGGAUUUGGUGCUCAUCUCCAGUUCCUGAACUUCUCCACUGAACCCAACCACGACUAUAUUGAAGUCCGCAAUGGACCGUACGACACCAGCAACAUCAUCAGCCGGUUCAGUGGGAGCGACCUCCCGGGCUCCCUUUUGUCCACAUCACAUGAAACCACCCUCUAUUUCCACAGUGAUCAUUCACAGAACAAGCCCGGCUUCAAGGUGGAAUAUCAAGCUUAUGAACUCCAGGAGUGUCCUGACCCUGAGCCCUUCGCUAAUGGCAUCGUGAGAGGAGCUGGUUACAGCGUGGGCCAGUCAAUAUCUUUUGAAUGCCUCCCUGGUUAUCAGCUGAUUGGCCACCCGGUCUUGACCUGUCAACAUGGAACCAAUAGGAACUGGGACCACCCGUUGCCCAGAUGUGAAGUCCCUUGUGGUGGAAACAUCACAGCCCACAAUGGUACCAUCUUCUCCCCUGGCUUUCCCAAUCCGUACCCCAAUUCCCAGGAUUGCACAUGGCUACUCACAAUGUCUCCUGGAUACGGCAUCUACCUCAACUUCACCUUGCUGCAAACGGAGCCAUAUAAUGACUUCAUCACUGUUUGGGACGGAGCUCAGCAAACAGCUCCACAGUUGGGUGUUUUCACCGGAAACUCAGCUAAGAAAGCCACCCAGAGCUCUUCCAACCAGGUCCUCCUGAAAUUUUAUAGCGAUGCUGCCAACGGAGGACUCUUUGCCGUCUCUUUCUAUGCCUACCAGCUUUCUCGAUGCCAGCCCCCAACAAUGGUUCCCAAUGCUGAAAUCAUCACCGAGAAUGAAGAUUAUAAUAUAGGUGAUAUUAUUAGAUAUCGGUGUCUUCCUGGCUUCACCUUGGUUGGAAAUGAGGUUUUGACCUGCAGACUUGGUAGCCACCUCAAAUUUGAGGGUCCUCCCCCAACCUGUGAAGUUCACUGCCCGAUGAACGAAAUCCUCACAGCCUCUGCCGGCGUCAUCCUGAGUCCUACUUUCACAGGGAAUUACCCCCACUUCCAGACUUGCUCAUGGAUAAUCAAGUUGGAGUCGGGAUACAACAUUACCUUCACUGUUGAGUAUUUCUUAAGCGAGAAGGAAUACGACGAGUUUGGGAUCUUUGAUGGUCCUUCAGGCCACAGUCCUCUACUUCUGUCUCUCAGUGGAAACUACUCUGCUCCACUAACAGUAACCAGUACCGGUAACAGGGUCUAUCUCCACUGGUCCUCUGACCAUGCCUAUAACAGGAAGGGCUUCCGGAUCCGCUAUUCAGCCCCGUAUUGCAGCCUUCCAUCUCCUCCUCUCUUUGGCUCCAUCUUCAGCCACACUGGCCUUCAGCCUGGAAGCACCAUCCAGUUUGGUUGUGAAGCCGGCUACCGCCUCGUGGGCCACAGCAUUUCCAUGUGCUCAAGGCACCCGCAGGGCUACUUCCGCUGGAACGAAGCCAUUCCUCUGUGCCAAGCUCUCUCUUGUGGAGUGCCCAAAGCUCCGAAAAAUGGCGUGGUUUUCGGCAAGGAGUACACUGUUGGCACCAAAGCAGUCUACCAAUGCAAGCAAGGCUUUCACCUCCAGAGCCAGAACAUUUCUACCAUUGAGUGCCUUCCAAAUGGUCAAUGGAGUAAUGGCAACAAUCCUCUUCCGUGCGUGGCCAUCGGCUGCCCCGAUGUCAGCAGCAUUGCCGUGGAACAUGGCCGAUGGAGGCUGAUCUACGAGACGCAGUACCAGUACAAUGCACAGCUGAUGCUGAUCUGUGAUCCUGGCUACUACUACACAGGGCACCGGGUCAUUCGUUGCCAAACCAAUGGGAAGUGGAGCAUAGGGGAACCCAUGCCAACCUGCAGAAUUAUAUCCUGUGGAGACUUACCUGUGCCACCCAAUGGGAACCGGAUCGGGACCUUGACCACAUAUGGAGCGACUGCCAUCUUCUCCUGCAACACCGGUUAUACCUUGGUGGGCUCCCGUGUCCGAGAAUGUAUGGCAAAUGGCCUUUGGAGUGGUCUGGAAGUGAAGUGCCUAGCGGGUCAUUGUGGCGAACCAGAUCCCAUUGUCAACGGCCAGAUAAAUGGUGAGAACUUCAACUACCGAGGCAGCGUGGUGUAUCAGUGCAACCCUGGCUUCCGUCUCAUUGGGAUGUCUGUCCGGAUCUGCCAGCAAGACCACCACUGGUCCGGAAAGACUCCUGUCUGUGUGCCCAUAACCUGUGGCCACCCAGGCAAUCCAGCCAACGGCCUGACACAAGGCACCCAGUUCAACCUGAAUGAUGUGGCCAAGUUUGUGUGCAACACAGGGUACCGCCUGGAAGGGGCCUCCAAGUCCCAGUGCCUAACCAACGGGCAAUGGAGCAAUGCCCUGCCCAUUUGCCGCAUUGUAAACUGUACUGACCCCGGGCACCUGGAUAACAGCGUUCGACAAGUGCAGCCAAGCGGGCCUCACAGAUACAGCUACGGAACCACAGUCUCUUAUCUGUGCAACCAUGGGUAUUACUUAUUGGGCACCCAUGUCCUUACCUGUCAGGGGGAUGGCACUUGGGAUCGACCCCUCCCAGUGUGUCAUUUGGUCUCCUGUGGCCACCCAGGAUCCCCACCUCAUGCUCAGAUCUCAGGGGAUGUCUACACGGUUGGCUCAGUGGUGCGUUACAGCUGCUUGCAAGGGAGGAACUUGAUUGGCAACUCCACCCGCAUGUGCCAGUUGGACGGGCGCUGGAGUGGGUCUCUGCCUCACUGCUCAGGAAGCAACCAAGGGCUGUGUGGUGAUCCAGGAAUCCCAUCUCAUGGCAUUCGACAUGGUGGCGAUGAGUUAGGUGUGGAGAGCACCAUCUCGUUCAGCUGUGAGCCAGGAUACAUGCUCCGGGGUUCGCUGCAGAGAGCGUGCCAGGCCAAUGGCACAUGGAGUGGCACCCAGCCGGAAUGUGAAGUUAUAUCUUGUGGAAACCCAGGGACUCCCAGCAAUGCCAGAGUAAUCUUUAAUGACGGCCUCGUGUUUGCCAGCUCCAUCAUUUACAAGUGCCGGGAGGGCUACUACUCCACUGGCGUGCUCAGCAGGCAUUGCACUGUCAAUGGGACCUGGACUGGGAGCACUCCAGAAUGUACAGUGAUAAACUGUGGCGACCCUGGCAUCCCGGCCAAUGGCAUUCGGUUGGGCAGUGAUUUCACCUACAAUACAUCGGUUGUCUUCCAGUGCAUGCCAGGCUACAUGAUGGAGUCAGACAGGGCUUCUGCUCUGAUGUGUACCAAAGACCGAACCUGGAAUGGCACCAGACCUGUCUGCAAAGCUAUCCUAUGUAAACCUCCGCAAGUGGUCCCCAAUGGAAAGGUUGUGGGAUCUGACUUCAGCUGGGGUUCCAGUGUGAGCUACACCUGCUUGGAAGGAUACCAGCUCUCCCUACCAGCUGUCCUGACUUGUGAAGGCAAUGGAACAUGGACCGGAGAAAUCCCACAGUGUUUCCCUGUUUUCUGUGGCGAUCCGGGAAUUCCAGCAGAAGGGAAGCGUGAAGACAGGGGCUUUACCUACCGUUCUUUUGUCUCCUAUUCCUGCUCACCGCCAUUGCUGCUAGUAGGGUCAGCAAGGAGGUUCUGCCAAUCUGAUGGAACAUGGAGCGGAACCCAGCCAAGCUGCAUAGACUCAACUCUUACCACAUGUGUGGAUCCUGGUGUACCCCUUUUUGGAACACAAAACAAUUCCCAAGGUUAUCAGAUUGGGGGCGUUGUCUUUUUCAAAUGUCACAAAGGUUACCUUUUGCAAGGAUCCACCACAAGAACGUGCCUUCCAAAUCUGACAUGGAGCGGAGUGCAACCAGACUGCAUCCCUCACAACUGCAAAGAGCCAGAUACCCCAGCCCAUGCCAACGUGGGUGCCCUAGACUUGCCUUCCCUUGGCUACACCUUGAUCUACUCUUGCCAAAGUGGCUUUUAUCUCACUGGAGGAUCAGAACACAGGACUUGUAAAUCUGAUGGCAGCUGGACUGGCAAGCCUCCUAUUUGCCUAGCGGAUAUACGACCGAGUGGGAGGCCAGUGGGCACUGCGAGAGACCCACCUCUUCCAAAAGUGCCAGUUCCGCCGGAUGUCUUUGCAAAAAAUUCCUUCUGGAAAGGCUCUUAUGAGUACAUGGGGAAGAAGCAGCCAGCCAUGCUGUCUGUCACCAGCUUUGACCCAAUCACUAGUAAAGUCAACGCCACCCUCGUAGACCACAGUGGUGUGGAGUUGCAAGUAUCUGGUAUUUACAAAAGAGAAGAUGUUCAUCUUCUUCUCCAGGUGUACCAGAUUACAGGGCCAGUGGACAUCUUCAUGAACAAAUUUAAGAAUGAUAAAUGGGCAUUAGAUGGACAUGUCAGUCCAGAGUCAUCCAGUGGGACAUUUGUCUACCAGGGUUUUGUACAUGGCAAAGGGUUUGGACAGUUUGGCCUCCAGAGGCUAGACAGUAGCAUCAAUGAACGAGAUUCUGAAUCAAUGGGACAUCCGUUUGCCUCCAACAGCAGCUCGGUGGCAGCUGCAAUCCUCGUGCCUUUCAUUGCCCUGAUUAUUGCAGGGUUUGUGCUCUAUCUCUACAAGCACAGAAGGAGACCGAAGGUGCCCUUCAAUGGCUAUGCUGGCCAUGAAAACACCAACGUCCGAGGAACAUUUGAAAACCCAAUGUAUGACCGCAACUUGCAGCCGACAGAUAUCAUGGCCAAUGAGGCAGAGUUUACAGUCAGCACGGUGUGCACUGCGGUAUAGCAUUUAAGAAUUCUACGCACAUGCUCCAGGGACAGAAGUCUCACUAGUGCCCAAUGCUCCUCCUGGUUCAUACUUGCCCAUGAUCAUCCUUCCCAGAAACGUUGGGGCUGCAGAGUUGAUAUGGUGCCUUUGCGUUGAUCCAGAGAGAGGGACAUACAGAGAGAGAGAGAGACUGCCUUGCUGUUUAUCACUGCUCCCCACCUUCAUUGCCCAUCUGUUCUGCCCUGCAGCUGAUAAUCAAACCAACCAAAGCAUCCACUCCAGCCCUUGCAUUGAGAACUUGGGGUGUCGACCUCCUCUCCCCUUCCCACCCGUGCCAAUGCGGACUACCAUCGUCCAAACAUCUCCCGCUUCUGAGCCAUUUCCUCGUUGAUCCUGGCCAUCUUGGCGACUGCUGCUCAGGAGCCGCAUCAAUACCCGCUUUUGGUGGAUCAUUAUCUUUGUGGAGGAGGACAUUGUGGCAAUGCGGCUGAGGCCUAACAAUAUGCAGAACCUCGUUGAUAAAGGAAAGGGUGGACAAGCAAGAGGAAGUGAAGAAACUCUCAUGGAGGAGACUUUGUGGAAGCAGAGAACCUGGGUCCGAAGAAAGCCCACCACGUUAAACUCAAACAGCAGGUUUAGCCUAUGGAGAAAGUGUAGCUUGAGCUUCAUAUAGGCUAGUUCACUCCCUCCUCACCCCAAUGUAUGUAAUUCGCUUCAAUGUACCACUGCAAGCAUCUGUAGUUUCUACAACACUUGAUACUUUCUUCCAGCCCCAAAGUCAGUAUCGUGCAAUUUUAGGUAGCCUUACCUUUAUUAUUUGAGGGUCUGCUGCUGUUUGUUGGCUCUUGUUCCAGAAAAUGAGUCCAAAAUCCAAAACUACUGCUGCUUUCAUCCUCACAGACCUGUACCAAGUAAGGAAAUUUCCAUGGAUGUAGUUUAAAAUUGGGUAGUCAUCUAGAGAAAUCAAAAGUGUCUAUUGGUUAGUACAGGGGUCCUCAAACUUUUUAAUCAGAGGGCCAGGUCACAGUCCCUUAAACUGUUGGAGGGCCAGAUUAUAAUUUGAAAAAAACAUGAGUGAAUUCCUAAUGCACACUGCGCAUAUCUUAUUUGUAGUGCAAAAAACACUUUAAAAGAAUACAAUCAUUGAAAUGAAGAACAAUUUUGACAAAUAUAAACUUAAUAGUAUUUCA